AUGCAAUACAUUCUAAGUUUUCUCACUUUUUCAAUAGUUUUUAUUGCAUAUACACAGUCAAUCAGUUUCAAUCUACCGAUUAACACUAGAAAAUGUUUAAAAGAAGAGAUUCACAAAGAUACGAUGGUGACUGGUGAUUAUGAUAUAACUGUUCGACCUGGUUUACCUACUCAUGUUGAAGUCAAGGAUACUAAAGGACAUACAUUAUUUAAUAAAGAAGAUGCUACUAAGGGAAAAUUUGCGUUUACAACAGAAGAAUUCGAUAUAUUCGAUAUCUGUUUUGAAACUAAAACACCACAUGGUCAACAACAACAUCUAUCUCCCCAUCAUACAACAAAAGAAGUAACAUUUACAAUAAAACAUGGUGUUGAAACAAAAGAUUAUGAUGCAUUAGCUAAAGCUAAUAAAUUGAAACCAUUAGAAGUUGAAUUAAAUCGUUUAGAAGAUUUGUCAACUGCUAUUGUAUCGGACUUUGCUUAUAUGAAAGAACGUGAAGAAGAAAUGCGCAAUACAAACGAAUCAACGAAUAAUAAAGUUCUUUAUUUUUCCAUUUUUUCAAUGGGUUGUCUCAUGAGUUUAGCCAUAUGGCAAGUACUCUAUUUACGACGAUAUUUUAAAGCUAAAAAGCUUAUUGAUUAA
Messenger RNA from Rotaria socialis, 639 nucleotides. NCBI's taxonomy places the organism in Eukaryota, Metazoa, Rotifera, Eurotatoria, Philodinida, Philodinidae. The record is from the annotation of a GenBank genome assembly.